Messenger RNA from Lytechinus pictus (painted urchin), 6270 nucleotides. Its product is annotated as cyclin-dependent kinase 12-like. Gene Ontology annotation, biological process: protein phosphorylation; positive regulation of transcription elongation by RNA polymerase II. The transcript is spliced from 7 exons. Lineage: Eukaryota; Metazoa; Echinodermata; Echinoidea; Temnopleuroida; Toxopneustidae. Bases 69 to 3860 code for a protein of 1263 amino acids. Gene Ontology annotation, molecular function: ATP binding; cyclin binding; RNA polymerase II CTD heptapeptide repeat kinase activity. The record is from RefSeq and is a predicted model, not a curated record. Gene Ontology annotation, cellular component: cyclin/CDK positive transcription elongation factor complex; nucleus.
AACACAGGAUUAAAUGUGAAUGACUGACUGAAAGGUGAAAAGACGUGUGCCAACACAAAGAAUACAAUAUGCCAAGCAGUCAUAAGAAUCGGGGUGGAAGCCCCAGUUAUUAUCAUGAACACAGAGAUAGCCCUAGCAAGAGGAAACAUAGCAAGUCCUCAAAGUCUGGACGACACAAAAGUAAACGCUCGCGGGACAAGGUCAAGGAACAAGUUGUUAAACCUUUGGUAGAGUAUGACGAUAUUAGUAGUGAGGACUAUUCUUUGAGCCCCGUACCUUCUCCGCCACCGCAGAAGAGUAGACCGUCCCCCGACCCUCCGAAGAAACGGAGACAUGUGUCCCCAGCAACGGCGAUUAAAAUUUAUAAGACUCAACAAGGGAGGGAUUCUCCGCAUUCUUCAAACUCAAGGAGUUCUUCCUCAAGAAGGCCGCCCUCCCCUGAACCUCAUCCUGUGUCGCAGAAGAGUUACUCAUCUUCCAGACAUGGAAGAUCCAGUGAAGCCUCUAGGCCAAGGGCUUAUCAAAGCUCUCCCCCUCCUCCAACCAGAUACCACAGUCCACCACCCAGGUACUCGGCGUCUCCGAAGCGAUCUAAACAAUCAAAGAGUAAGCAGAAGUAUAGGAAAUCGCCUACUAGUAGCAGGAAGAACAGAAGUCCAAGUCCAGACUAUUACCAGAUGUCCAGGCAAAGCAACAAGUCAAGAAGUAGAAGUCCCUCCUACAGCAAAUCUAAAACUAAAAGCAGGAAGAGGCAUCAGAAGGUAUCCCGGUCUCCCAGUGGCAGUCCUUACCGAAGACCUAAACAUUCUCCGUCCAGAUCCCCUUCACCUCCGCCUUAUCGUAGCAAGAAACGGGCACGAAGCCCUUCACUUGAUUUUCCUGCUACCAAGUAUCAUUCUUCCAUUGGAGGAGAAGUCCUCAAGUACAGGAAGAAAAAUAUUCAGGCUGUUAAGACCAAGGAAGUCAAGCAGGAGAAGGAACCUUCUCCAGAACCAAUGCCAGAACCUGUCAAGGUCAAAAUGCCAAAGCCAGAAAGCCCAAUGAUUUUUACAAUUAAGAAUGACCUGAAGGAGAAGGAAACUGCCUCACCUCAGCGGACAGUUGUGGAAUUGCCAGAUAGAGGCCUUGUUAUAAAGAAAGAAAUAAAGCCAGUUGUGCCGUCUCCUGUCCCAGCACCUGAACCUGAACCAAAAAGGUCCUCUCCUCCCCCAAGGCAAGCUCCAGCAAAACCACCUUUGCCCCUCCCGCCUACGAUAGAUGCAGUGGACAGUCCUAUGAGAGUGGUGAAAGAUAAAGGUGAUGUUGCAGAGCGGAUGCGAAAUCUGUCCAGGGAUCGAGCAAGAUCAAGGACAUCAAUAUCAGAUCUUCCACUCCCUCCGAUGGCUCCAACUCCUGAAGAAUCACCAGUGGACACUCCAUCGCCUCAGACGCAGCUACGGUCAAAGAACAAGGAGAAGGAGGCGAAAGAAUCUAAGGUUGACCUGGGGAAGCGGGAGAUGAUCAGACAGCGGAGGGCAAAGUUAGCUGGAAGCUCCUUGGAUUGGGGAGAAAGGUGUGUUGAUGUCUUCGAGAUCAUCAACCAGAUUGGAGAAGGAACCUAUGGCCAAGUGUACAAGGCUCGGGACAAAGAUACAGGUGAACUAGUAGCUUUGAAAAAGGUGAGGACAGAUAAUGAGAAAGAGGGCUUUCCAAUCACAGCCGUCAGAGAGAUUAAGAUCCUGAGGCAGUUGAACCAUGACAGUGUAGUCAGGCUCCAUGAGAUUGUCACAGAUAAACAGGAUGCACUUGACUUUAAAAAGGACAAAGGAGCCUUCUACCUGGUAUUUGAGUACAUGGACCAUGAUCUGAUGGGACUACUAGAAUCAGGACUUGUAAACUUCAGCGAGGAACAUGUCCGUAGCUUCAUGAAGCAACUUCUUGAUGGCCUGAACUACUGUCACAAGAGGAACUUCCUGCACAGAGAUAUUAAAUGUUCUAAUAUCUUACUGAAUAACAAGGGCCAUAUCAAGCUGGCUGACUUUGGUCUAGCAAGAUUGUACCAUGCUGAUGACAAGACCAGGCCUUACACCAACAAGGUCAUCACCCUCUGGUACCGGCCACCAGAACUCCUCCUCGGAGAAGAGCGUUACGGUCCAGCAGUAGACGUCUGGAGCUGCGGCUGUAUCCUUGGGGAGCUCUUCACACAAAGACCCAUUUUCCAGGCCAACCAGGAGUUGGCCCAGCUGGAGCUGAUCAGCAGGAUCUGUGGCACACCUACCCCAGCAGUCUGGCCGGACGUCAUUCGCUUACCCCUCUUCAACACCAUGAAGCCCAAAAAGAUGUAUAACCGUAGGCUCAGAGAAGAAUUCUCUUUGUUACCCAAAGAUGCCCUUGAUCUAUUAGAUGGAAUGUUAACCCUUGACCCUGAUAAACGAACCACUGCUGAAGAUGCGCUGAACUGUAUCUGGCUGCAGGCUAUCAACCAAGGAAAACUGACCCAGCCAGACUUGCCACAUUGGCAGGAUUGCCAUGAACUGUGGAGUAAGCGCAGACGGCGGCAGGAAAGGCAGCAACAGCAGCAGGCUGCUGCUCAGAAUCGAGCAGGCAAUGGGCCGGAGCAAAGCCACUCUAAAUCCAGUCGCAAAGAGCCCCUGCCUCCUGCAGUAACUGAGGAAGAAGCUACUCAUAUACCUGGACUUGGGUCAGAAGAGUCAGGAAGCUCAAAGAGAGGAAGCAGAGCCCCAAGUCGGUCCAACACACCCCAAGCCUCCAAAGAGAGCAAGGAUUCUUCGGGAGAUGGAGGGAAAGGGUCAGGAGAAAAGAAGCUUGCCAAGUUGAUAAACCUGCUUCAGGCUCAGCCCCAGCUGGAUGUCAACAAACUUGCAGAAACCCUCAAUGUGCAAGUUGAUGCCUCCACAAUCAAGCUCUUGGAGAACCUGAACAUGCAGCUUUUAAUUGCAGCACAUGCAACCAAACAAAAGUCCAAAGAAGAUGAGGCGAAGCCAGCGCCGUUGCCUAAUAAGGAGGUCACUACAGAUUUGCUUGUCAAGGCCUUGGAAGGGUCCAAAGGAACAGGUGGUGCCCUGGAGCAGGUGUUUGGGACUUCAUCAUCGGAGCAGAAAAAGCAUGCUAAGGAAAUUGCAACCUCUCUUGCCCAAUAUGUCUCUGCCCUGUUUGGUAAACCAGUCAAUCCUUCAAAAGGGGCAUCUGACCCAGCUCCCUCUAGUGCCACGAGUCAGGGUAAAAGUUAUGGAAAUGCCCAACAAAGCACAUCAAUGAUCACUCCACCCUCAGACUCCCGUAGCUCUUUUCCGGACAAUUAUGGCAAUUCUCAGGGAGGAGAAUCUUCCAGUAUGUCAUAUUCCAGGGAAAACUCUAGACCAGAUAUUGGUGUGUCGGAUGACUCGCAACAGAGCUGGAAACCCCCAACUCCUCUGGGGCCACCACCAGAGUCACCAGAAGCGGAAGAGCAGGAGCAGCAACACGCAGAAGACACUAAUCUGGUGACUCCCGGUGUAAAGGCUGCCUUGAUGCAGAUGAUUGCUCAGCAGGGUUUAUCUGAGCUGGGAAUCGAUCAGCAGCCUGUGGACCCUAACUUGCCCCCACCGCCGGAACCGGCCCUUCCACCCCCAGACAGUGCACCUCAGGACCCCUUCCUACCUCACUCAAAACCCAUCUUUCCCAGUGGACAGUACAGCAAAGAUGACCCAUCCAAGCCAUCAGGAAGUGGAGACAGAGGGAACUUAUUCCCUGCAGGGAAGAACAAGGGUAAAGCUUGGGGUCCUCUUCCUUUCAAUCGAGGGGGUGGUAGAGGAGGGUUCAAGGGAUCACAUCGAGGUAAUAAGAAGGGUCCCGUAGGGCCAGGGACAGGAUGGUCAUGAUGAUUGUGAAAACAAGAGUUACUUUUAUUUUUACAGUCUUGUAGACAGCGAGAUAUAUCAUGAUUUAGGUAUGAUAACCGUCUUAUUUAGAUGUUCCCUUGAUCUCUCGUUUUGUACUAGAAGGAUCAGCUGAUGAAAAUUUUUUAAAGUGUGACAUGACAUAUUUAUCAAAAGUGGAUUUGUGCUAUGAUAUAAAUAUGUCCCAAAAUCACCCAAUGUAACUGAUUAUUUGCUUCAUGUGUCAUAAUAAGUUUUCAUGUUUUGCACUACAAGAUUUAAAAAAAACUAAAUUACAUGUAGCGGAAGACCUCAACAGAAAACAAAGAAUUUUUAUUAACUGGCCUUGACAAAAUGAAACAUGCUUAUUUGCCAUUUGUAUGGAAGACAAUGUAAAUGUUACAGUUAAGAGUAUCGUAAACAAAGUUUUUUCAGAGAAAUGACUCCUAUCAAGUUUUAGAUACAUGGCAAGACCACAUGGUAGUUUUAGUUCCAGCUCCAUUGCAUUUGUCUAUUUAUGAAAUUGGCUAUCGAAAAUAAAAUGGGCAGUACAGUGACCAUUGUUUGAGAUUAUUUGAAGAUUAUAAAUUGGGAAUGAUAAAUCUCCAUAGUACUUCAGGCGAUAUUCAGUAUUGUCUAGCCCUAAUAAGGAGAAAAAUUAACAAAAUGAUUGCAAAAUUCUUGUUUGGGAACUAUGAAAAAUAUAAUUACAGGAUAAAUCAAGAGACAAUCUUUUUAUUUCCUUCUACCAAAAAUUCCUAUGAAAAAUGGACAACACCUUCCCCAUUUCUAUUUUGUAAAUACUUAAAUCAGUAUCAAAUUAUAUUACUUAAGUUCCCUUUUAUCCCAUUAAUUGAAAAUGCAUCCAAUUUGAAGUGAUCAGGAUGUUAAGUUUUUGACAGAAGUGGGAAGUUCAUCAAUUUCCAACAUGUUUUUUGAUGACUCUACUUUUGUCUGCAGAAGGAUCUAUUCUAGAGAACUUUCCUUCUUUCUUAUCUAUUCUUGGCACCCUUAAAGGGGCUGUCAUUCCCAGAAAUUUAGCCAGCACAUGCCAGUGCAAUGUUGCAAGCCAUUCAAUCCUAUUUCUUGGUAAUCUUAUCAAGGUUUAAUUUCUCAAUAAGAAACAAAUUCUCUGUUACAAAGAAGUUGUGAUUCUUGAUAUCAUGAGAUGGAUUAAAUUAUAACAGCUUAGCAUACGCUGGCUAAAUGCCCCAUAACUUUUUAAAGAUUUAACUUCAUUUUUGUCACCUAUUUUUUUUUGGGUUUGCAGACAAAUUCUAAUUUUUGUUUCUCAUACAAUAGAUAGAUUCUUUAAUAGAUAAUAAUCUGUUAAGAUAUUCAUCUAUAGCAUUGCUCAUCUAAUGAAAUGGAGACCGAAUAGAAGAAUCUUUAUUGGCUGGCCCCCAGAGCAGAUGUCUUGGUACAGAGAGAGAGAGAUCUUCAUAUUACAACACUACCUAACCAGCUUUUAAAUCGAUAUCUUUCUGAGGAGGAUGAUUAUAUUUGUAUUCCAAUCUGUUUAAUCUAUUUAAGUUAUUGUAUUUAACAUUUCUGAAUAGAUUAUGAUAAAGAUGUUAUCGAGGUUUAUUAGGCACAUUGCGACACAACUUUAUGUGAUUAUUUAGUCAUGAAAAUAGUCUAAUGCAGAUGCAUACUUUGCCCCCCCCCCCCCAUUAAAUAUACCUGGUCUUGCCUUGGAGAAACUUUAAGAAAAAUAAAAAAUUGCAGGUAACAUGAAUUUUAGUUGCAAACCUAAAGGUUCGUUGCAAUGUGAGGAAGGAACUAGUUUUCACAUACAACUCUGAUCAGAGAUUUGACUUAAUAGUAGGGUAGUAGGAUCUUUACUAUUGCCAAAUGUGAAAGUGUCCAAUAAUGUCAGAUCACCAGCUACACUCUAUGUUAAUGGUGACAAAGUCACCUUGUUCCUCAUUUUUUUUUUUAAAGAUGUGUAGUAUUUCUUGGUUCAUUUAGAAGGAAACCUUUUCAUCAUGUUUGAUUUUUUUAUGAAAGAGUUAAAUAUUAUCGAGAGAUAUAUUUGUAGACUUAAGGAUUUCUUUGUAGUUAGUUGUAAUAUAGAUCCUGAUUUUAGACGAAAGCUAAGAAUCUAAUGAUUUAAACAUCCUUGUAAGUUGUAAAUUUAUGUGUGACUUUGGAUGAUAGUACUCUGUGUGUGCUUUAUGCACUUUGCUUUUUUGAUGUCACGCAAGAAGAUAUUCUUAUUAUCUGGCCGUAUUAAGAGCUGUAAUUAUAAAGAUUUUUUCCUCUAAAUAUUUUUUAAGCCAGUCAGAUGUUAAUCAGAGACAAAAGUUACUUUGCAAACCAGUGCAAGUGUAAUAUGUAAAUCUUAAGAAAAAUUGAAAUUUCUGUGAUGUGUUGAUAAGCAAAGAAAGAAAUUAAAAAUAUGUAAAUUACA